UGUGUGCAUUUCUCUCUCCUAGGGCUGGUGUAUGGCAGUCAGGUGGUUGUCCCGCCAAAGGUGAACGCCGUGUUGGGAAAGAACGUCACCCUCAGCUGCAGGGUACAGGUGGACACAAACCUCAGCCUGACGCAGAGCUCGUGGGAAAGGAAGCUGCCCACUGGAUGGGUGACUCUGGCAGUGUAUAACCCAAUGUUUGGCAUCUCCAUCCCGCCCGAAUAUGAGCGACGGCUGUCCUUUCGCUCGCCCUCCAUGCACGAUGCCACCAUCGUGCUAGAAGACGUGGGUUUCGCUGACAUCGGCAUAUACACCUGCAAGGUUGCCACCUUUCCGCUGGGUAACACUCAGGCCUCCAUCACUGUCAGCGUGAUAGUGGAGCCGAAGGUAUAUGUCUCUGCUGGAUCUUCUGCUCUGAUCGACGGUGGCAAUGAAACCACAGUGGCCACCUGUAUUGCUGAGAGGGCUCGGCCCCCUGCCGACGUGUCCUGGGAGACGAAUCUGUACGGCACGUCUGAGGCCCACAUGCAGGAUGAUGUCAACGGCACCACUACGACCCAGGUGCACUACACCUGGCAACCCUCCCGUCACGCCCAGGGCCACACGCUAACAUGUGUGGUCAAACACCCCGCUCUACAGAGCGACUUCAGGAUACCCUAUAUCAUCAACGUACAGUUUGCUCCAGACAUCCUGGUGCUGGGCUAUGACGGCGACUGGUAUGUGGGCAGGGAGAAUGUGCAACUGAAGUGUCGAGCCAAGGCCAACCCGCCUGCCCAGCACUUCAGAUGGAUCAGGUUGGAUGGAGAGAUGCCAGAUGGAGCAGAGGUGGUGAAUAACUCUUUGGUGUUUAUGAGACCCUUGCAGAAGAACGACUCUGGGGUUUACAGGUGUGAGGUGGCAAACGAUAUCGGACUGCACAGCCGAGACAUUAGAAUACGUGUUCAGGAUCCUCCCUCAACCACCACCAUGCCCCCCACCACCCCUGUGCGCCUCCUAACCGCUGACAUCUCUGCCACCGCGUCUGGCAAUAAGCAGAGAGCCCUCAUCACGUCUCCAACCCUGGCGCCUCUGCCGGAGGGGAGCCUAGGCACGAUUGUGGGCGGGGCAGUAGGCGGAGCACUCUUCCUGCUGUUGCUCCUUAUUCUGGGUGGAGUUUAUUACCAGCGUCAACGGCGGACGUUCCGCGGCGACUACUACACAAAGCAGUAUCACGGCCCCUCGGAUAUGCAAAAGGCUCCCCAGCCCCAUGAGCUGCAGCAAGUCUACAGCAAAGGAAGCCCUGACACCAAGCUCAAAUCCAACCAGGAUAACGGCACCAUCUACCCGGAUAAGGAUCGAGAAGAGUGGGGUGAUUUCGACCGCGAGCGAUCGCCCAAUGGUCGCAGCAGAGCUCUGAGGGAAGCAGCCGGUCAAAUUAAUCACCAUAAUCAUCACAACCUUGAGCACGGCUAUCACAGCGACCAUCACCCAGUCCAGCCGCAAAGCUUCAGUCCAGCCCAUCAUAUCCAGAGGAGCUCGCUGCAGCCGGAGCCCCGCAGGUUUGCUGCUCCGCAAGUCAUGAGCAACGGCUCCCCCUACCUGCCGGAGGACUGCUACGACAACGACUACGUGUCGCACACGGAUGGCUCAAUGAUCUCCCGGAGGGAGUGGUAUGUCUGAGCAGGAAGAGACUGCGUAAACACUUACGAAAUGCUUCAGACUGCAAAAUGAGGAUGAUCAGAAUUAUGUAAAGAAAAUUAGUAGGAAAUGCACCUUUUCUAGUAGUUUACACCUACCGGUUUGUUUUUGUACAUUAGCCUAAUCAUUAGUUAGCUGGCUUAAUAGAUGUUUUGGGACCAAGUGAGGGUAUAAUUCUCGUCUUCGUUUCUUAGAUUGGUGAGGCAACAAGACGUCUGCUUUGUUUCACCGAUAAACCAGUUCAGGGGUGAUAUAAGUUGCCAAAUCAAUAGCCAGUCUCCUUUCCCUUGCACAGUGAGGUGAACUGUGUGAUUUAUUUAAAAGAAAACAGUUAGAACAAAUGCCAUUUGUAUUGUCGUUAAGUGUUUCAGAUCAGCCCGACCGUGAGCGAUGAGUUUCAAUGAGUCACGUUAACUUUGAAUGCUGUCACUCUGAUGGAGGCAGAAAUUAGCUCCCGUCAACAGCCUGGCGGUUUCCAUGGCAACAGGAAGUUGCUGUAGGGAGGAGCUAGACAGGGAGGACCGUGCUGGAUUUGAUAAAGCCCAAUGGGCGAAAGCCAGACAGGAUGAUUGCCGAAAUGGGGUGGCUGUAAUUGUAUCAAUUCAUCUUCCAUUUGCAUAACCCUGCAUCACUAUAUUAGCUCUGGAUUUCUUUUGUUUGUGCCAUCAAAAAUGGAGUCUGUCUGCAGGAGACGGUUGGACAAUGUACAUUUAAAAACUACUGCCAUUGUUCAACAUGAAAGCUUGUCCCGUAUUAAUGUAGCUGUCUGCCUUGUCUUCGUCAGACCAUCACUGCCCAGUGUUAACAACCUUUGACUGCAUUCAGCGACUGUGCAUUACGUCACGAAUCGAGUCCUGUGCCUGUCUCUUGUGGUUCUGUUUGUGUGUGUGUGUCUGUAAUAUGUAAAUCCAAUCAGCUGGUGUUAACCAACAGUGUUUUGAUGAAUCGGCUCAUUGCCUGUGCAAUAGUGUUCAGAUUUCCAGUCACAUUCGCGCACAUAAUUUAACGCAGAAGACGAUAGCCUAAUACACAUGUUAAUGGUCAUUAAACUUGUGUUGGCUGGAUCUUAAUGAGCUAGCAGAUGCGUAUGUUUGGUUUUUGAGAUAUUGGAGAUGAUAUUAUAGUGCCUUAAACUGAAGACGUGCCCUGUAAGCAUUAUAAAGUGCAUGCAGAAUUUACGAGCGAGUGAGUAUCAUUUUCAGAAGAAGUAUGCGAGUAGUUUUGAGGCAUAAAUUGGUCAGGUUGGGUCCUGAGAUCAUUAUUUUGUACUGUGCUUUGUUCACCACCUUGUUUUGUGUGCCAUUUGCUUCUUUCAGACAAUAACUAAUUGUUUUUCUCGCAUUAAAUGACGUGUGACACUUGAGUCACGGUGCACAUCAAAGAGUCAUGAACUUAAAAUGUCUGUGUACAGGUUUGGGUGAAGAAUUCGAUGAAAACAAACUUAUGUAUAUAUGCUGGCAGAUAGGAGAACCUUGUUUUGUUUUGUUAGUUUGUUUGAAUUUAUCGUUCCUAUAGGAAGCCUGAGAUUCAACUGUGGAACGCACUAGAAAACCCACCAUUACACAGAUUGUGAUGAGAGGAUCACAAGUACACUUCUUCAGAAUCUUUUCCACUUUUUUUGUUUUACAAAAGAGCUACUGUAACAAAAGAAAAUAUAGAAAUAAUAAAAAAAAUAGCAAGGAAGAAAUGUAUUUGCAAUGUAUAGAUGAUACUGAGCAUUAUUUUGUAAAAUCAACCUUUGGGAUACAUUUGUUUUAAAAUAAAGCACCUUUUUUUCUGUGACAUGUUUCUU
Molecule: messenger RNA, 3466 nt
Organism: Sinocyclocheilus grahami
Lineage: Eukaryota; Metazoa; Chordata; Actinopteri; Cypriniformes; Cyprinidae
Gene: nectin3b
Product: nectin cell adhesion molecule 3b
Exons: 5
Biological process (GO): homophilic cell-cell adhesion; heterophilic cell-cell adhesion; symbiont entry into host cell
Cellular component (GO): apical junction complex; adherens junction
Source: RefSeq, a predicted model, not a curated record